AUGUCUGAAGAUGCAACAAAACACAAUUUCAGUAAUACUAUCUUGAACAACCAACCUUUGGUUCAAGACCCAUUAGUCAUACAAACAGAGGAUGGUGGCGCUGAUAACGAUACUCCAUUAGCGGUGCCCAUCACUGGUGACACCCAUGGAAGAAAUACAAGUUCAAUAGACUCACUAAGAAUCGAUGACCAUGAAUGGGCAUCAACCGAGUGGAAUUCAAAUCAAUCGGGAUUUUUACAAAGACAGGGACAUAGAGUUGUUAACUUUUACAACAACGUUAUUUCUCCAAAUGUGGGGAUAUCGCUAUUGCUACUUUCACAGUUUUUAAACAGUAUAAUGGUCACAACAUGCAAAUUAUUAGUCACUGAUAAGGAUUUCAACAAGCCAAUACACCCAGUGCAGAUCUUGUUUGUUAGAAUGUUUAUAACCUAUAUUUGCUGCUUGGUAUACAUGUUUGUAACAAAAUCGGUCGAGGAGGCGCCUUUUGGGCCAAAGAAACUUCGUGUUUUGUUAGUCAUGAGAGGUGUUGUGGGCUUUUUUGGAGUUUUUGGAAUGUACUUUUCAUUGCAGUACCUAAGCCUAUCAGAUGCUGUUGCCAUCACAUUUCUCGUUCCAAUGGUGACUGCAUUUUUAGCGUUUGUUAUUUUGAAGGAAAAAUAUUCAAUUUUGGAAAGUGUUUGUUCACUAUUAUCUUUGGGAGGUGUUAUUUUAAUUGCUAAACCUUCAUUCAUCUUUGGUGCUGAGCUGGGAAAAGAAACCACUGAUGAAUCUGUUGAAAGUUCUUCUUCGGAAAAGAGAAUAUUGGCAACCGCAGUAGGACUAAUAGGUGUCUGUGGUGCUUCUAGUGUGUACAUUGUUUUGAGAAAGAUCGGUAUGAAUGCCCAUCCUUUAUUAUCAGUUAGUUAUUUUUCAUUAACUUGCUGUAUAGUUACUUUUAUUGGUAUACUCGUGGUGCCAUCAUUGUCAUUCGUAUUGCCACUGAAUGGUUACCAGUGGUUUUUGUUUGCAGUCAUUGGGUUUUCUGGCUUCUUUAUGCAAUUUUGUCUUACCGCUGGUGUUCAAAGAGUGAAAGCAUCUAGAGCAUCCUUGAUGGCAUAUUCAGGUAUGGUUUUUGCCAUCAUUUGGGACUUGACCAUAUGGCACCAUCUUCCAGGAGUUCUAUCAUUCUGUGGUAUUGCGCUUAUUAUUGGCAAUGCCGCUAUUAUUUUGAAGUUCAAGCCAGACAACGCAGAUACCAAAGCACCUGCUCAGAAUGAUAUCGAACGCAAUGGAAAAUACAACGAAUUGAAUCGGAACUCAAUUGCGUUGCAGGAUUUUGUUAUAACUGAUGACGAGGAUGAGGAUGAGGAUGAAUCUGGUAGUGAUACAGCCCACCAUGGAAAGAAUGAACAGGCACGUUAG
Molecule: messenger RNA, 1401 nt
Organism: Lodderomyces margitis
Lineage: Eukaryota; Fungi; Ascomycota; Pichiomycetes; Serinales; Debaryomycetaceae
Exons: 1
Coding region: 1-1401 (466 amino acids)
Cellular component (GO): membrane
Source: RefSeq, a predicted model, not a curated record